Messenger RNA from Hibiscus syriacus, 462 nucleotides. RefSeq lists its product as uncharacterized. The transcript is spliced from 2 exons. The coding region runs from base 80 to 457 and encodes 125 amino acids. NCBI's taxonomy places the organism in Eukaryota, Viridiplantae, Streptophyta, Magnoliopsida, Malvales, Malvaceae. The record is from RefSeq and is a predicted model, not a curated record.
UCUUCUUCCUCUCUUUUUAUUCAUCUCUUCUUCUUCCCUUGUGUUUCCAGCAUAUAUAAUUCAACGCCCUUCUUCAGUGAUGGUGGAUCUUCAAACUGUGUGCUGCUUGUGCGGCGACGUUGGUUUCCCCGACAAACUCUUCCGCUGCAACAAAUGCCGCCACCGCUUUCAACACUCGUAUUGCAGUAACUAUUACAGCGAGUUCGCGGAGCCAAUUGAACUGUGUGAUUGGUGCCAAAGCGAAGAAAGACACUCGAGGUAUGGAAGCUCUUCAAAGAAAUCACCAGCUGGAAACGGAACUGGAAUAAUUGUAAAGCGAUCCGAGUAUUCAGGUGACAAAAUCAAGCAACAAGAUCGAGACGAGAGUAGUGGAGACCACAAAGGAAAGAGCAGUGGCACUCCUUCUCCAAGGCCUACCACACGCAGGUACAAGCUUCUCAAGGAUGUCAUGUGUUAAAAAAA